AUGAAUGAUGUUAGAAGUCAGUCACUGUUUUUCAGCAGUCUGCCUGAACUGCAGAAGCUUUAUGCUUUGAAGAUUACAUUGAGUUCUCAACUGGCAGCAACUGAAGUUAGAACGGAACAAUGGAAGAUGUGCAAGCAACUCCUGCUGCUGUGUCAAGGUAUCAUUUCUUCACCUGUUCCUGGAACACUGAAUCAAAUUUUAGUAAUUAUGACGAUACCCUUUUACAAAUCAGGAACAUUUCAAGUUUAUGUGGACAAACAUGGAGCUACAGUAGGAAUGCCAGAAAAAGUUACCCCAACCAUCUUUCAAGUCUGCCUUUCUUAUACUCUUAGAGCUAAACUUGCCCCUAACUGGAACCAAGCUGGUCACUUGUUGAUACAAGGGAGAAAUUUUUUGUCACAGAUGGGAAAGCAAAAUGCAGUUGUUGUGGAUAUCACUGUAUCAGAAACUCAACUUUGCAUCAGUGUGGAAAUAUGCAGGAUAUGUUUACCACUACCUGAGCUUGAAGAUUUUGAUAUUUCAACAAAUAUCAUAAAGAACUUUAACAAUGAUACUACUGCAGUCAUUUCAGAAUAUUCUAUUUUAAGUAAUUGGUGUUAUGUUUUACCAAGUAUGAAAAUGGGUCAGAUAAUGAGUAUCAGUCAUUUAAUUCCGCAUGAUUCUCCGUUUCAUUCAUACAGUGAUUUACAGUUACAUUGGGAAAAUCUGUAUGGCUACCUUCUGCCAGAGGAUUCACAGAUGUAUUUCAGCAUUUAUUUCAAACGAAUAGGAGAACAAUUAUUUACAUAUCCUUCCAGUUGCAUCAGAAGUCAGCCCAUACAGUACUUUCCUAGAGCAGAUAUAGAAGCUAUUUUAGAUUCUUUUAUUACUGAUCUGAGGACUUCCAUUCCUGAUAUAUGUGGAUUUCCUUUUAAGAUGACACAGAAAGCAGUGUGUACUACAAACAAUUUUAUAACGGCAUCUGUUCAGAAAGUAAACUCUAAACCAGCCAACCUUACUGUAGGAAGGAACUGCAAGGUACCUUUGACUCAAGUAAUCCCAAAGAAAGAUGAUGAACAUGCAGGAGUAGAAGACAAAAACAAUAUUGGACAACAGUGGAAAAUAUCAGAACAUUCUGGUUCAACAUUGAAAUCAAAUAACACCAAGAGGAUCAUACCCAUUUUCAAAGGAAAGUUACUGCAAGCGGAUAGGCAGUUCACUAAAAGAAUUCAUGAAAAGAAAAGAAAACAUGUUUCAAAAGAUUUACCAAAACUAGUAACAGAUCAUGCAAUUGCUAAAUCGGCUGUAUUCAGCCCAAUUGCAGAUCAGAUUAACAAAUCACUACCUAAUACAUCAUUUCAAAAUGUUACAAAUAAAAGCGUUUCUCAGAAGGUAAGAAAAAAUAUUAGAGCUAACCAAUUUAUAAUAAAAGAAGAAAAUAAAGAUGUUGGGUAUCUAUUAAACCUCCCUUUACCUAGUGGAACAGUUUUAACCAAACAUUCCAAUAAAACCAAAGCUACAAAGCUACAUUUUUCUUUGAUAUCUGCUGAUAACCAAUCAAAGCAUCACACAGCAAGCAUCUGUCAGAAUAAUCCUGCACAUCUCAGUCCAGGUCAGAAUCUUCUCAGGUCAAAGAAAGCUGAGGAAAUAGCUGAAGGAGCUCUCAGAAUAUUUCAAAAUCAGAUACAAAAUCCAAUGAAGGAAACAAAAACAAAUGCCUACAGAUUAACCAGUCCAGGAUUCGAAAGGCUGACAAUAUCCAAUAAAUCCAAGAGAAAAAGAGAUUGGAAAGAAUCAGUGUCCUAUCAAGACAUCCCUAAGGCCUCAAGACCUCAUGUGCAGGAAAAAGAACAAAGUUAUGCAAAAGCUAAGAAACAAGAACCAGUAAAUCAUCAAAGUAGAAAAAAGAUGCAAAAGAGAAAAUAAACAGCAGGUUUGUUGAAACUAAACCAUGAAAGGAUGGUGAUGGAGUUUUCAUUUAAGACUUGAAGUAUUUAAUUAAUAUUGUGCUUUUCCUGUUUCAUGAUUGAAUAAUUUAUGAUUAGAAAAUGACCAGGGUCCAAUUUUUCCCCCACAGCAGUCAAGAAACCAUACACAUUCAAACAGACAAAUAAGUCCCCAAUUCGUGCAUAGAAUCCAACUCAUACAACAUAGUUGUUCUAUGUGUACAUUAGAAUUACUGAUUAAAUUUUUAAGCUGCCAAUAACAGAUAUUCUCUGGGCAAAUAAUACACAUUCUUAUGAAUUAUUUGCAUUGAAAAUAAUGGAAACAAUACAGGCAAUAACCUCCAGAAUAACUUUUAUGUUCUGAAUGUAUAAUUAGUAUGACCAAACGGAUUGCUAUUGUUCAUAUGCAAUGCUAACUGUAGUUUAGAUCUAGAUCUCAGCAGAAAGAAAACCAGGAAGUGCUAGGUGCAGAUAUACAAUUCUAAUUAUCUGCAUUAAGAGGAAGAAUGAAAUAGGAUUCUGUUUUAUUUUGUUCAAAUCCUGGCUUACCAUUCAAUUUACACCAGGAAUUAUAAUUAUAAUAAAACUGUAAACAUAAUGGUGAUCUGCCAACAACUAUCUAAGGCAGUAAUGACAGGAAAAUGUGAAGGACUGCAGGUGCAACAGGAGUUUUCCACUUUUACUCUAAAGCAUAUAUUCAAUCGUCCUUGCAUGUCAUUAAUUGUGGUUUCUUUGCUAUUUCCUAAUGGGAUUUAAAAAACCCUAAUAUUUGUUCACACUACACAAAUGUUUUGAAAUAGUGUUUUUAUUCUUGCUGUUGUUUAAAACAUAAACUUUUGUUAAAAACAUGAAUUUAA
Notechis scutatus (mainland tiger snake) is the source of this 2782-nucleotide messenger RNA. It is a transcript of the gene C3H18orf63, whose product is annotated as chromosome 3 C18orf63 homolog. The record is from RefSeq and is a predicted model, not a curated record. NCBI's taxonomy places the organism in Eukaryota, Metazoa, Chordata, Lepidosauria, Squamata, Elapidae.